Messenger RNA from Dentiscutata heterogama, 574 nucleotides. The record is from the annotation of a GenBank genome assembly. NCBI's taxonomy places the organism in Eukaryota, Fungi, Glomeromycota, Glomeromycetes, Diversisporales, Gigasporaceae.
UUUAUCGACCAAACAGAACUCGAACAAUUUGAUGGUGUAUCCGCUGGUAAAUAUACCAUCGGUUUGGGUCAGACCCAAAUGGGAUACUGUGAUGACCGUGAAGAUGUCAAUUCCAUUGCACUGACUACCGUGCAAAAUCUCGUCGAAAAGUACAAUAUCUCUUACAAGGAUAUCGGUUUUCUUGAAGUUGGUACUGAGACUAUCAUUGAUAAAUCAAAAUCUGUAAAAAGUGUUUUAAUGCAACUCUUUGCUGAAUCUGGAAACACCAAUGUCGAAGGAAUUGACAGUAAAAAUGCUUGUUACGGAGGUACGAAUGCUCUUUUCAAUGCCUUGAACUGGAUAGAAUCGUCUUCUUGGGAUGGUCGUUAUGCACUUAUUGUUGCCGCAGAUAUUGCAGUAUAUGCUACAGGACCAGCACGUCCUACUGGUGGCGCCGGAUGUGUUGCAUUGCUCAUUGGUAAAGAUGCACCAAUUGUUUUUGAUCGUGGUCUUCGUGCAACUCACAUGGAUCACGCAUGGGACUUCUAUAAACCUGAUUUAUCUUCAGAAUUCCCAGUGGUAGACGGACACCUCA